Molecule: messenger RNA, 1941 nt
Organism: Letharia columbiana
Lineage: Eukaryota; Fungi; Ascomycota; Lecanoromycetes; Lecanorales; Parmeliaceae
Exons: 3
Coding region: 1-1941 (646 amino acids)
Source: RefSeq, a predicted model, not a curated record
AUGCCUCCCAAAUUGCCAUUGAUUGGCAAGGCAGUCUAUUCGCUAUCCCUCUCCUCAUGGCCUUUCAUAUGUCGAUCAUGCCGCUACAAGCAGGCUCGUGCUCUUUGCAGUGGUGCUGCAAGGUUAAAACCCCAGGGAAACCGCAAGGCGCGUGGGACGACUCUGCAAUUAAGGACAGCUUCAACGACUGCCUCCAUAACAGCAGUCAACGUCAGACGGGAUAUACCCCCUAGAUUCUUGCAUCUGCAUGAGUCGUUGAAGGCUCUCGAGACCGAAGCGGCAGUCUACAUCAAUAUUAGCCAAUUGCGCCUGGCUUUGAGAGGCCUCGAGUCCGAGAAUGCUGUCACGCGCGUCGCUGUGCUGGGUCUGAACGGGCACAAUGGACCUCGAAGGCUGGCGAGAGCCCUGCUGGCGGAUCCUUUAGCAUCGGAGCAACGGUGGGAGAAGCAGCUCACGGCAGACGACAACGAUGAAAGAGCUAUACUUCUGCGCUACGGGGAACAGGCCGAUGUGGACGACCGACAUCCGCUCGUGAAGACACUAUUCAUCCCUUCUACAACAUUACACAUCCACAAUCUCGAAAUACUUGUCCAGGCUAGCUCGGCUGCGGAUAAAUCAUAUGGAGAAGCAGGAGCAGCGAAUCUGCUGGUGCCCGGGUUAGAAUCUCAAAGCUCAGCCAGUGGCAGGCUUUCUACGGUAACAUUUCCAGUACACAAAACGGUCAUAUACCAGGAAGGAUUGCAAGACCUGGGCAGUAUACCAAAAAUCAACUUGCAUGACAGGAGCAUUUUCAAUGUUAUCAUUGACUGGUCCUGGAGUACUUUACAGCAACAGAGCCAAAACGCCCAAUCCGUCUCCCCAAUCAACCUGGCGCUCGGAGAAGCAGCCAUUGAAAUCUUUCGGCAAUCGCUACAGCGGUCGGUUGAGUACGAGCAUUUGUGGUUUGAUGCCGGAAUGCCCGGUAUGACGGCAUGGAUGUUGGAUGGCACCGAGUCACCGAAUGGCGGCAUCAAGCCGGCAAUACGUGGACUUCUUCAGAAUAUAUGCAAUAAUACCAAAAAAGCAAUCGCUCAAGAAGAUGAGUCAAGCGCCCAGCGACAGAAGGCUUCGACUAUAUCUGUUGCCACGAAGAACAUCAUCGAGCAAGGUAUCUCCAUCUGGGCAGAAAACGCCCACACUGAACUACGUGAUCGUCUUAACAGCGCGUUUCACAGCAAAAGCUGGAGACGGAUCAAGUGGUGGAAACUCUUCUGGCGCGUUGACGAUGUAGAAUAUAUAGCCUCAGACAUCCUCCACAAGGCCUGGCUGGUAGAGGCGGAAAAGGAGAUGAUUUGGAUAUCUGGCCGCAUCCACCAGUCAGGACUACUUGGGCCGCUUAAGCUCAGGCCAACGGCAGUGCUCGACCCGGAUGACGAGCAGACGCUCGGCGGCCAUCCCCCCGCACCUCGAGUGUCUGAUCUUGUCGAAAGGGUUCCGAACUACGAGGUUGUCGAGGACCAAGUCUUCCAACACCCAUGGUUGCAAAACAUCUACCGCGCUCGUUCUGCUCUUUCCCAAUUCACCGUUCCUCCUCUUCAAUCGCUUUCACAGUCCCUUCUACUCCAGACCAUAUCCACCAAUGCCCUCACCUCCUCCCUUUCCGCGCUUCUCUACUUCUCAAUCUCUACGACAUCUCCGUACGAAGCAGGUGCUAUCGCAGCCGUUGGUCUAGUCUGGUCAUUGCGAAGAUUGCAAACGAGAUGGGAAAAUGCUAGGAGUACGUGGGAGGCGCAGAUCAGAGAAGAUGGAAGGAGAGUCCUGAGGCACGUGGAAGAGGUCGCUCGGGAGACUGUUCGUGAGGGUGGUAUGGGAGAGGCUGAUGAGCUUAGUAGGGAAGCAAGAAGGGUGGCGAGAAAUGCUGUUGCCAGAACAGAGAGAGCCUUGGAGGAAAUAAGUUCAUGA